Messenger RNA from Lingula anatina, 2168 nucleotides. RefSeq names its product NADPH-dependent diflavin oxidoreductase 1-like. Gene Ontology annotation, cellular component: cytosol. The record is from RefSeq and is a predicted model, not a curated record. Gene Ontology annotation, molecular function: flavin adenine dinucleotide binding; NADPH-hemoprotein reductase activity; FMN binding. NCBI's taxonomy places the organism in Eukaryota, Metazoa, Brachiopoda, Lingulata, Lingulida, Lingulidae.
UCUGGCGGUUCAUCAUGAGGAAAAAUUUGCCAGGAAAUUCCUUGUCUACUGUCAAGUAUGGCACUAUUGCUUUGGGAGACUCAUCCUAUCAAAAGUAUAAUGUUGUUGGAAAAAAGAUUUUCAAGAGAUUUGAGCAGUUGGGAGCCACAGCUGUCCUUCCUAUCUGUCUUGGAGAUGACCAGCAUGAGUUGGGGCCUGAUUCGGCCAUUGACCCAUGGCUGACCUCGUUUUGGGACAAGGCUCUAAAAAUGUUUCCUUUACCUCCAGGAAAAUUUGUAAUUAGUGCUGAUGUUCUACCCCCACCAAAGUACAAAGUCCAGUUUUUGAGCGAUAACGAUGACAAGAACAAGAUGACAUGCCCGCCAUCUUUCUCUGGUGGCAGUGACACUAAAGAGGUGCCAUCGCAGAAAUGCCCAUAUCUGUCCAAGAUGUUGUCCAACCAAAGACUGACCGCAGAUGACCACUGGCAGGAUGUCAGGCUGAUAACCUUUGAUCUAAGUGGUUGUAAUAUAAAAUAUUCUCCUGGUGAUGUAUUGAUGGUACAGCCAAGAAACAUGACAGAUGUAGUGGAAGAAUUUAUACAGUAUCUUAAUUUAGACCCAAACAAACAGUUUGUACUGAAAGAGAAUGACCCAGACGUUCCACUGCCAAAUAAUCUACCGCAACCCUGCACAGUACGCCAUCUAGUGGAAAAUUAUUUUGACAUUGCUGGAGUUCCUAGAAGGUAUUUUUUUGAAUUGAUGCACCUCUUAGCAAAGGACAAUCUAGAAAAAGAAAAACUGGGUGAAUUUGCCACUGCAGAGGGACAGCAAGAGCUGUAUUCAUAUUGCAAUCGACCAAGAAGAACCACUCUGGAGGUCUUGCAGGACUUCCCCCACACAGGACCCAUGGUGCCAUUUGAGUAUCUGUUUGAUCUCAUCCCACCUCUGCUACCCAGAGCUUUCUCCAUUGCUUCUUCUCAGUUGGUCAAUCCCAGCCAAGUACAAAUACUAAUGGCAGUUGUAGAAUAUAAAACCAUUAUUAAGAAACCAAGGCGAGGAGUAUGCUCUACAUGGCUAGCCAGUGUUGACCCACAAGAUGAGCCUGAUAUAAGAAUACCCAUAUGGGUGAAGCGUGGGACCAUAGCAUUUCCGCAGAAAGAUGACCCACCGGUGAUUAUGAUAGGGCCAGGAACAGGCGUGGCUCCUUUUAGAAAUUACAUUCAGGACAGAGUUAUGAGAAAUGUAGGAGGCAAUUAUUUGUUCUUUGGCUGUAGGAAUGAGGCCAAGGAUUUCUACUGUGCCAAAGAGUGGCAGGAAUAUGUGAACAGAAGCUUCCUGCAGUUGUUUACGGCUUUCUCCAGGGAUCAGGAAGACAAUGUUUAUGUCCACCACAGAAUGUUGGAGCAGAAGAAGUUGUUGUGGGAACUUAUUGAUAAGAAGGGAGCAUAUGUCUACAUUGCUGGCAAUGCAAAACAGAUGCCGGAUGAUGUUAAAGGAGCUUUAAAGACAGCCAUCAUGGUAGAGGGUGCUAUGUCAGAAGACAAGGCAGAACAGUAUAUAAGACAGAUGGAGAAAACAAGGCAUUAUCAAGUAGAAACAUGGUCUUGAUGAGAGCUGAAGUUCAUUUUAAAUUAAGAAUUAGCUUUUCAUGACAUCAACACCAUGAGAAAUUAUGUAAGUGUUUUUAAUUGUAAUGUACUAUUAGUUGGAGAUGUGCAAAGUUCUUUGGGAGAAUUUCAUUUGAAAAGAAAUACUGUAAUAAGUUGGUAUUAACAAAAAUACAUGCCACAACAUUCCAAAUUGUUUGGUUUAGUAAGUUUGCUAAUGGUUUAUAACAAGAACAAAGAUACACAAUUUAUGAAUCGGAUUUACAGUCACAUACAAUAUUUUAUUAUUUCACCAUGAAAAAGUUGCUCAGUUGGGAAAAGUACUGUGAAAAGAAACCUUAAAAUGAAUGUAUUCAGUUUUCUGUAUUUCAAAGCUGUGAAGAUUGUCACUAGUAACUUCAACACAGCAAAUUCAAAUAAACUUCGCAAUAGACAUUGAACAGAUUUUUUUCAGACUGAAAAAAAAAAACAUUCUGUAAAUUACACUCAACUCGCUGGACAAGAAAAAUAAAACAGGAGUCAAGGUUUUAAAUGUCUAUAAGUACUUGUAACAUUUAUUUCAUUGUUAAACAUGUUUCAC